Molecule: messenger RNA, 3571 nt
Organism: Opisthorchis viverrini
Lineage: Eukaryota; Metazoa; Platyhelminthes; Trematoda; Opisthorchiida; Opisthorchiidae
Exons: 10
Coding region: 37-3312 (1091 amino acids)
Biological process (GO): cristae formation
Molecular function (GO): ATP binding
Source: RefSeq, a predicted model, not a curated record
GGUUCCGGUGUUACCAGCUCUCAAAUUCUUCGAGGUAUGGUGUUCAGAAGGGAAGCUGAGGGUGAGAUCAAGGAAGUUCGUGACUGCAAAAUAGCCGUAUUCUCGUGUCCGGUUGAUGCACUUCACACCGAGACGAAAGGCACUGUACUCCUAACUUCGGCUGACGAACUUACUCAGUUCAGCAAAGGUGAAGAAAAUCUUAUGGAAAAGGGUUCCGGUGUUACCAGCUCUCAAAUUCUUCGAGGUAUGGUGUUCAGAAGGGAAGCUGAGGGUGAGAUCAAGGAAGUUCGUGACUGCAAAAUAGCCGUAUUCUCGUGUCCGGUUGAUGCACUUCACACCGAGACGAAAGGCACUGUACUCCUAACUUCGGCUGACGAACUUACUCAGUUCAGCAAAGGUGAAGAAAAUCUUAUGGAAAAGCACAUGCAAGCGAUAGCUGAUGCUGGUGUCAAAGUUGUUGUCAGCGGGGGGAAGAUAGGUGAACUUGCAUUACAUUACGCGAACAAACUGGGUAUUAUGCUUGUCCGAUUGAGCAGUAAAUUUGACAUCCGCCGCUUGUGCCAAGCAACCGGAGCAGUCGCACUUCCGCGUUUGACAGCCCCAACGGCCGAAGAGGUAGGGCAUGUUACUCACGUUCGUACAGACGAAAUCGCGGAUGCAAGCGUUGUGAUUUUCGAACAAGAUGUUCACGAAGGUUCGGUUGUCACCAUCCUGGUCCGCGGCAGUACAGACAACAUAAUGGACGACGUAGAGCGCGCUAUUGACGAUGGUGUUAAUACUUUCAAAUGCCUGACACGAUCUCCUAAGGUGGUUGCCGGUGCAGGUGCUACGGAGAUCGAACUUGCCCGCCGUCUGUUGUCGUAUGCUGACACGCUGACUGGUCUGGAACAAUAUGCCGUCCGAGAGUUUGCCCGCGCCUUCGAAGUCGCCGUGAGGACUCUGGCUGAAAACGCUGGGGAAAAGGCUACUGAAAUCAUUGCGAUGUUAUACGCCAAGCACGAGUCUGGACAACAUCACACUGGUCUGGUUACCAAACCUGGAGGUGAAGUGGAGGUGGGCGAUUCUGUCAAGUUCUCGAUACUUGAUACGCAUUUACUGAAGCGCUGGGCUAUUCGGUUUGCCACGGAUGCCGCGUGCACGGUACUACGUGUUGACCAGUUUGUCUAUGGAAAUCACAUCUAUCAUACGGACGUUUGCUUGACAGCCUUGAGACCUCGCUACCAGCGCAUGUUAGAUGGUCACUACUUACUUGGGUCUCGUUUUAGCUGUUCUUCCCGCCCGUCCAUGACUGUUACUGCCCAAACCAGUCCUGAUGUGAACAGCGAUCCAUUUCUGCUAGAGAAUCCCUUGGAAGCGGGUCCUGUGGAAGACCCGGACGACCCCCUGGACCCGAGCUUUUUUGAUGUGGUCGAUAGCCUGGAAGGCGGUACAAAUGACUCUCCGGAUUUGUAUUCUGUUUUGGGUGUACCGAGAGAUGCUGACAUCGCGACGAUCCGUACCGCGUACAAACGACUCAGUCUGCUGCUUCAUCCGGAUCGACACACAUCAUCUUCCACGGGUGACAGCAAUUCAGUUCCAAACCGGUUGGUCGUUGCAGAUGCUGAAGCUGCUUUCGGACGCGUAUCUACUGCCUAUGCAGUUCUAAGUGAUCCAGCGAAGCGUAGAAUUUACGAUGCUUACGGCCAUGAAGGUCUGCAGGUUCAAGGCUGGGAGAUAACAGGAUGCGAGAAAUCCGCACCAGAGAUGCGCCUAGAGUAUCUGAUGCUGAAACAGAAGGCCAAGGCCGAAAAGCAACUCCAGCUUACACAACCUUCAUCUGAAUUUGCUUUGGGUCUUGACCUUACUGACGUGUUUGACCGAUAUUUGGAGGAGCCUAUCGAAGAACGUACAGUCCGACCGAAGCCCUCUGUGAACCAACUCACCCUUGCCCAGUCAGUUACAGCAGGGCUGACAACACGGAAUGCGGUCACACUAGCUGGACAGGUUACUGCGCACAACGGGCUUGGAGUUGGUACUUGGAUGCUGAUGUGGCGACAUCACUGUGGCAAGCGAUCUCUACUCAGUUUUACAACGAUUGAUUCUGAAGUUUCUUACGGUCGUGGUGGUCGCGGACUUGGUGCUGGCGUUCGAUUACGACGAGCUUUUGGUGAUCGUUUCGUUGGAAAUCUGGGUUUCAGUUUGAAUUCUGCUGGCAGUCAGGCGCAAUCACGGAUUUCACUCAUCCCCGGGAUCUCCACUGGUUGGCAUAUUCAACUUUUGCCGCGUACUCAGGCACGUAUCGAAUGGCGGUGGAACCUGGAUCCUGGCCUAUCUGCAGAAGUCUUGUGGUCUUCCGAGGGCGAUGAAUAUGCCGUCCGUCUGUCCACGCGACUAAGUGCCAUAGGUAGGGCUGGAGUGGCACUGCGACUAGAGAAAACCGUUUUAUGGUCGUGGCUCAACCCACCCCGUGGAUCCGGUGCUGGAAAAGGGGAAGAGACCCAUUCUUGGAAUUCGACUCCUGAUUGGGCAAAAGACGAUGAAGAGGAACUAGAAAUUCAUUCCGGCAAACACGGUCGAAUUUUCGGCUCGGUCGAUGUAAACACGGUCGACUUGGUUGAACUCACUGUCGGUGCACAGUGCUCAGUUUCACUUUAUUCCCGUCUAUCUGGAUCCCUUUCCUUUAGCUUUCAACGUGGAGUAAACUUACGUAUCAGCCUGUUACGAGGCACGCAGAGCUAUUCACUUCCAAUUAUCCUUUCGGAGCAACCUAACCGUGUCGCCGCAGGUUACGGGUUCGUAGUCCCUCUCCUACUUUUUGCUGCGUUUCGAACCCUUGUCUACGAACCCUAUCUGAAUCGGCAACUUGAGAGGGCACAAGUUUCUCGUCGGGCAAAGCUUCGAAAUGAAUUAAUUCGUCGCAGACGCGAAGCUCUCUCAACUCAAGAACUCAUGAAGCAUACUGCGAACCGCAUUCGUGAAUCUGAAGCCGCUGUAGGUGGCUUGGUAAUCGUGCAGGCCACUUUCGGUUACAUCCCACCUGUGGACAGUGAGCAGAAAUUGUCGGACGCAGGUGGUCCGCUGAAUUUCGAUGUCACUAUUCCACUCCAAGCUCUCGUUGAACAAAAUCAACUACGCCUUCCUCCCGGGCGUUGGUCAGACAUCCAAGGUUUCUACGACCCAUGUGUUGGAAUCGUUCGACUACCGGGACAGAAAGGCGUUUUACGGCAGCUCCAUGUUGUGUAUACCUUUCAUAACACUCCUCAUGAGGUCAUCGCCGAUGAGUCCCAAGGACUCGCCAUCCCCUUAGCCAAGCAUAAGAUCGAAACACUGUGACCCUCAAAGGUCUACCUCAUAUGACACCCAAACUACCGUCUUUCACCUGGCCUGCUUUACGAUCUUAAGUUACCUUCCUCAUAUGUACCCACAGACUCGGUGUUUCUACAAACUUGCGAUAGCCCGGUUCCAGUGCUGCGCCAUUGGUCCUUCCUUUGUACAUUUUUUACUUGUGUAUAAAAAGAGACUUAGAUGUAGCUAAAAUAUUAUUUUAAUUGGUUUAUGCUGUUUAUUUCUCGAAAAUCAGUUCCAAUUAGAG